Messenger RNA from Styela clava, 4093 nucleotides. RefSeq lists its product as uncharacterized. Gene Ontology annotation, molecular function: protein binding. Lineage: Eukaryota; Metazoa; Chordata; Ascidiacea; Stolidobranchia; Styelidae. The record is from RefSeq and is a predicted model, not a curated record.
AUGCGUUGGUACUUUAGUUUGCUUAUAAUCAUUCAACUAUUUUUAAUUUGUGUUAACAUAACACUUUCAAAAUGUCCUAGUGGAUGUACCUGUGAUGACAACGAUCACAAGUUAAAAUGCAGAUUUCCAGCUGCAAGAGCAAUACCUCAAUAUAUAUUUCCAAGAAAUAUUACUUCUCUAGAUCUCUCAGACAACAACAUAUUAAACAUACCUCCUGGAUGUCUGAGGUCCAUAACAAAGUUGGAAGAAAUCAAUAUGGACAAUAACAAAAUCUAUUUUAUCGAAAAUGGAGCAUUCAAGGGUGCAAAGCAACUAAGAAAAAUAUCGUUAGAAGACAACAACAUUCAUUUCAUCGAGAACGAUGUGUUUUCAAUAUUACCCAAUCUUGAAGAACUGAAAUUAAAUAAAAACCAACUGACAACGUUCCCAAAUGUUCAAAAUAAUCCACAUCUAUCAAUAUUAUCUUUAUCGUAUAACAACAUUAAUAUGAUACCAAAUAAAGCUCUUGAAGAGAACAACGAGUUAAGAGAAUUGCAUCUGGAAUCGAAUCAAAUAUCCGAUUUGCCACGAAGUAUUUUCCCAGCCGAAGUAUCUAACUUUACUGUUUUAAACUUGGUUAAAAACAGACUACACGACACGCCAAAAGUUGUGGGGGAAAUGGUUAACCUUGAAACAUUGAAUCUUUGCUAUAAUCCUAUUAAGAUAUUUCGUUCAGACGACUUCAGACAACUUUCCUCUCUUAAGACUCUUACAUUGACAGAUGUAGGAUUAUCUACGUUUCCUGGGAAUAUAUUAUGGUUUCCUAUGCUUGAGUACUUGGAUAUCGCUAAAAAUGAAAUAUCUGGAACUGGUUUAAGUAGUAUAAGGUUCAAAAAACUUAAAACUCUCAAGUUAAGUGGAAACCCGAUUGAUGCGAUUGGUGGAAACGCGUUUAGAGGGAUCCCAGAGGUUGAAAAUAUAUUUGCUAGCUCGUGUGGAAUAACUGGCAUCGAUGACGAAGCUUUUUCAAGUCUUUCACGUCUGAAGAAACUAGAAUUACAAAACAAUAAGCUCAGCACUCUACCCAAGUUUUCAAAAAAUUUCAAUCUUGAAGAGAUCAACGUGAACAACAAUAAAAUUUUUGCUUUAGCUCCUCUCACACUCAGCUCGCUCCGAAGUUUGAAAAAACUAUCAAUGGCAAAUAACUCCUUAUCUGAGAUAAGUGCAUCUGCGUUUGGAAGUAGAUACGCAGCAGCACUUUCUUCUAUUGAUAUUUCUGGAAAUAAGUUUACCAACAUACCACCAAUUUUAGCUGAAAAAGUGACAAAUUUGACAUCGUUGAAUAUAUCCAGAAAUCUUUUAAGUGACGAGUUUAAAUUUUCAUCUAUAUCGGAAAUGAAAAAUCUAAAAGAACUUAACGUGAAGAAAAAUCAGAUAAAUGAAUUACUGCCAGAUAUAUCACUGGAUCUUCCAAGUUUGAAGCGAUUGUAUAUGUGUGAUAAUAAUUUAACACGUGUUGAAAAUGGGACAUUGAAAAGAUUUCCAAAUCUUGAAGAGUUUACAGCAAAUCGUAACAAAAUUGAACAAUUGAAUAAAAAUGUAUUUACUGAUAAUAAAGCGUUGAAAAAGUUAUGGUUAAAUGGAAAUGGACUGUUGACUGUUGACGAAGAUACUUUUAAACCUCUAAAUGAGCUCACUGAUUUGAUGCUACUAUUCAACAAGUUAACGAGCAUUCCAAAGUUGACAUCAAAUCAUAAGUUAACCAGAUUUGGUUUCUGUAACAACCCGGUAGGAGAUUUACCAGCAGAAGCACUUACUGGACCAAAAGCACUAGAAAUAGUAUUACUCAGAAGUAUAGGAACGACAUCACUCGAUUCAAAAGUGUUUGGAAAUGUGAAAGCUAUAAAAUAUUUAAAUCUUGCAUUGGACAACAAACUAACAAAUGUUCCACCACUGGUUAGAAACAUGACUUCACUUCGAGUAAUCAAGUUGACAGGAAAUCCCAUUGAACAUCUCUCAGCUAGAGAUUUUGAAGGCUUGAACAACUUACGUGAGAUUCGAAUUGAUAAUAUGAAACUCACAUCAAUGGAUGUGACAGAAUUAUUCCCCGCUCUUCCCGCUAUCAGGACUCUUCACUUGUCUGGAAAUCCAUGGAUGUGUGACUGUAACAUGCAGUGGUAUUCUCUGGGUAUUGAUGGACACAGAGCUAGAGUGACAACUGAAGAUCGUUCGAAAUUAAAAUGUGCUGGUCCGGGUAGAUUGAAUGGAAAAUCGUUUGAUUAUCUUCGUUUAGGAGACUUCGGGCAAUGUAUUGAAAGCAAAGUCGUCGAGGUUGAUGAAACCUCAGUUGUCGUAUCUCUGCCUUCUUUAAAUGCAGUUGGAAGACAGGGUAGCAAUGUUUUCCAUAAAGUAUCAUACGUUCCGCUUAUUGGAGAUCAUGAGGAAAUCGUAACCAUAGUACAGCGAAGUCACAAAGAAAUUCGAUUGUCAACACUUAUUCCUGACACGUCGUAUGUUGUUUGCGUCUCUGCUGUUGUUCCUUUAAAAUUGAGACACAAUUCAGGCAAUCAAAAUGAAGAGCCAAUAAAAAGACGAAUCAAUUCUCAAAUAAAUGAAGAGUCUUGUCAACGGUUUCGCACAAAAGAACCAAAAGUUAAAACGCCAUGGAGCAAUGGAGCAAAAGCUGGAUUGGAUGAGAGUCCCAAGUAUCUUAUAAUUGUUAUUGCUGGUCUUGCUGGUGCUAUAGCCAUCACUCUUGUUGCAACUGUGAUUUCUGUCGCUGUCUGGUGCAGAAAAAUUAAAGCAAACGCACAAGGAGAAUUUCAUGCAUUUGACGAUACAAUUGAUGCGGAAAAUCACGAAAAUGAGACAUCGAAAGCAAAAUCAAAAGUAAAAAGUCGUGAAAAAUCUGGAAAUGGAAAAACAAAGCGCCAGGCAAACGAGACUGCAGACAGAGAUCAAAAUGGAGAAGCUCUGGAAAUGACCUGCGGAACAAAUUCUGGCAACGAAAAUCAUGCAUUUAACUCUUCGGAGGUCGCACAACGUACCAAACUUUAAAGUAAAAUAAUAACAUUUAGUAUUUUAUUUUUAUAUAUUUUGAUUAUCUUGUGACUUUUUACAUCUGGCCAUGAAUGUAUAUUAUUAGUUAGUUUGCUUUGUUUUUCAGUUCAAGUCCAGAGCCAAAAUUCUAAAAGUAUCAAUAAAAUAAAGAUAUUCUACUGUGAUUUUGGUUUAUAUUGUACAUCUUCUACUUAUUUUACUGUACAAUGAUAAAUUUUUAUAACUGCGAAACAUGAGAUAAAAAAUUAGGUUUUGCUUUCAUAUUUGUAGUUGUUACAUUUAUGAGGGAAAUUUAUUAAAAAAUCGCACUGGGGAAUAAACAUUUUGUUUAUAGUUUGACAGGCCAUAUCAAUAAUAUUUUCACUUGUUGCCAUCAAACAUGACGUCACGAGUUUCAUUAUUUUUAAAAGUGAAAUUUUGCGUAAGUCAAAGUUGCCUCAUCAUCAAUGAUGAUCAAUGACAACAACAAUCGUGAUAAAAUUUUUGUUCAAUUUGCGACCUCACUAAUAAAAUUUUAUCGGUGACAAAAUCGCCACGGCUAGUUUACUAGAAGAAUUGUAUCUUAUCAACCAAUCACUCAGGUACACCUGGUAUUUGCUGGUAACACGUCAAAAAUGAUUGAUGACUUAGUUGGCAAUAGUAGCCCACCCAUUGUAACUUGUUUACAGAACAUAGGUGGUAUAUGAGUUGCUUUUUAUACAGUUAAUAGUUGUGGUUAUUGUUUUUGAAAAAACAACCAAAUAAAAUGUUUGAGCUAAAAAAUAAUUUACAGUAGCUAGUGUAUGCUAUGAUUCUGUAAAAAUAAUGCAGGAUAGUUAACGUAGAUGGGUGUGUAAAGUGGUUUCUCUCUGAGUUAAGAUCACUUCUCACUGAUUUUCUACGUUUAGUUUAUUACGGUACAAAUGUUUAAUCAGCAAUUUUUCCAACCUUUUUUUUCUGCUUCUAGGAAUUCUUCGAUUUAAAGUCUGAACUCUUUUGUUGAUUUUUGGAAAAUUACUAGAAGUACUUGCUUUCAUUAUAAAUAAAACUUUUACCAUUGUAUAUAUUUCAUUGA